Messenger RNA from Gossypium arboreum, 702 nucleotides. RefSeq lists its product as uncharacterized. Bases 1 to 702 code for a protein of 233 amino acids. NCBI's taxonomy places the organism in Eukaryota, Viridiplantae, Streptophyta, Magnoliopsida, Malvales, Malvaceae. Gene Ontology annotation, molecular function: zinc ion binding; nucleic acid binding. The record is from RefSeq and is a predicted model, not a curated record. The transcript is spliced from 3 exons.
AUGAGGAUCCCCUUGAUGGUGGCGGAGGGAGAGUCGGCCGAGCCAAUGUUUUCUAAAUAUUCUUCCUUUAAAGAUGCAGUGACAAAUUUGGCUAGCAUGAGUCAUUUUUCGGAGAAUGACUGGGAAGAAGAAUACUUUGAUUUAGAUGAUAGGGACUUAUUAAGGAAGAUGGUUGAUGGUAUGCCAACACUUGACUUCUCGGAAAGACUUUAUUCUCUUAUCGAGAAGAAUUAUUGUAAUGUCCUAUCCGAUGGGACCUGGGUGAUCUACAGGCAGUAUCUUACAGUCCAACCAUGGACAACCCAAUUCUCCUUACUGCAGAAGUUUCCUGAGAAUGUUGUUACAUGGAUUCACGUUCUUAGUCUGUUAGGGGUGUUUUACAAGAGAAGUGUUUUGCGAGCUAUUGGAGAGCUAGUAGGAAAAGUUUUCAAGAUAGUUUUGCAAACUGAUAAAAGGGUUCGGGGACAAUUUGCAAAGGUCCAAGUAGCCAACAGAAUUCAUAGAGUUGAGUAUGAGUCCCUUCCUAUGAUUUGUUAUAGCUGCAGCACUUACGGUCACAUGAGGGAGAACUGUGCUAAAGUUCAUAAUACAGAAAGCAUGGAGGAGGAAUCGGACAUGGCUAAUGAGAAUCUUGUAAGGAUGAAGCAACAACUAGAAAUCUCGACUCAAGUGAGAGUUGAAAAGGAGGAGUAUGGUGAAUGA